This is a messenger RNA of Gastrolobium bilobum, 1620 nucleotides long. RefSeq names its product probable pectinesterase/pectinesterase inhibitor 12. Lineage: Eukaryota; Viridiplantae; Streptophyta; Magnoliopsida; Fabales; Fabaceae. The transcript is spliced from 2 exons. The coding region runs from base 1 to 1620 and encodes 539 amino acids. Gene Ontology annotation, biological process: cell wall modification. The record is from RefSeq and is a predicted model, not a curated record. Gene Ontology annotation, molecular function: pectinesterase inhibitor activity; pectinesterase activity.
AUGGCUUCCUCAUCUAAUAAACUCUUCUUCCUUCUACUUACAAUCUUCUUCUCAAAUACUUGUGCUGUCCACUCUUCCAAUACUUCCACAGAAUUUCAUGCCAAACUCUCUUCCUUAGGAUCUUUCUGCAGAACUACCCCAUACCCAGAAGUUUGCUAUAAUUCAUUGAAGCUGUCCAUCUCAAUAAAUAUAAGUCCAAACAUCAUCACCUAUCUCCUUCAGUCCCUCCAAGUAGCAAUAUCUGAAGCCACAAAGCUUUCUAUUCUAUUCCAAAAUGUUGGACAAUCAAACAUCAUAGAGAAGCAAAGAGGAGCAGUUCAAGACUGUAGAGAACUCCACCAAUCCACCUUGGCUUCUUUAAAAAGAUCAUUAUCUACAAUUCGUUCCCAAAACUCAAGGAACUUAGUUGAUGCAAGAGCCUACCUCAGUGCAGCACUCACAAACAAGAACACGUGUCUAGAAGGCCUAGAUUCUGCUUCUGGUACCCUGAAGCCAGUUCUGGUAAAUUCUGUGAUUAACACUUACAAGCAUGUUAGUAAUUCUCUUUCAGUGCUCUCUAAGCCAGGGGUUAAGGUUCCCAAAGGCCACAAGAACCGGCGUUUGAUGAGUGCUCCAACUUGGUCUCCAAGCAGAGAACAUGACCUCUUGCAAAGCUUAGAUGGGGAAGAAUAUAAUCCAAAUGAAGUGCUUGUUGUGGCUGCUGAUGGAACUGGGAACUUUAGCAGCAUCACUGAAGCCAUCAACUAUGCUCCAAAUAACAGCGUGGAUAGGACAGUGAUCUAUGUCAAACGAGGGAUUUACGAGGAAUAUGUUGAAAUCCCAAGUUCUAAAACCAACAUGGUUAUGCUUGGAGAUGGAAGUGAUGUCACUGUCAUAACCGGUAACAGAAGCGUCGUUGAUGGCUGGACCACUUUCAGAUCUGCAACUCUAGCCGUCUCUGGUGAUGGCUUUCUGGCACGUGAUAUAGCAUUUGUGAACAGUGCAGGACCAAAGAAGCAUCAAGCAGUUGCCUUGAGGGUAAAUGCAGACUUGACUGCAUUUUACAGGUGUGCCAUUUAUGGUUACCAAGACACUCUUUAUGUUCACUCCUUUAGACAAUUCUAUAGAGAGUGUGACAUUUAUGGAACCGUAGAUUUCAUAUUUGGUAAUGCAGCUGUGGUUCUACAAGAAUGCAACAUUGUAUCAAGAAUGCCAUUACCUGGCCAAUUCACUGUCAUUACAGCACAAUCAAGAGAUAACCCAAAUGAGGACACUGGUAUCUCAAUCCAAAAUUGCUCAAUUAUAGCUACAAAUGAUUUAUAUUCCAACUCUAGCAGCUUCAAGAGCUACCUUGGGAGGCCAUGGAGGGUGUAUUCUCGCACUGUUUUCCUUGAGUCCUACAUUGGUGACUUUAUUGACCCAAAGGGUUGGACAAAGUGGUCUAAUGAUCAAGGAUUGCACACUUUGUAUUACGCAGAGUAUGAGAAUUAUGGACCUGGUUCAAGGACUGAUAAUCGUGUAGAAUGGCUUGGGUACCAUUUAAUGGAUUACAAUGAUGCAUAUAACUUCUCAGUUUCAGAGUUCAUUAGUGGAGAUGCUUGGCUUGAGUCUACUUCAUUUCCUUAUGAUGAUGGGAUUUGA